Molecule: messenger RNA, 2244 nt
Organism: Coregonus clupeaformis (lake whitefish)
Lineage: Eukaryota; Metazoa; Chordata; Actinopteri; Salmoniformes; Salmonidae
Exons: 9
Coding region: 172-1884 (570 amino acids)
Molecular function (GO): protein binding
Source: RefSeq, a predicted model, not a curated record
ACGCACCUGGACGCUUCUGACAUGGGAAAAUUGGAGAUCAAUCAACUUCAUUGACAUUGUGGACUUCCUGUGACCUGUAUGACAUUACUAUGGCAACCCUGUCAUGACCGUCACAGGGUCAGAAGUGGCCAAUGAGAUGCUGCGCUGCUCCAAGACAGGGCUGCAGUGUCCAUGCUGUACAGAUUGACCAAUCAGGUGAGAUUGGUGUCAUCUGUCAUGGUCGUCAGGGCAACUAGUGGUUGUGAGGGAGGUGUCUCCAUGGUGAUAUGGCUUCAGUGUUCCAUCUGUCUCUGGUUCUUCCUCUGGCCUUCAGCAGGGUGUCUCUCCCCUCCUCAGAAUGUGUCUGUAGAGUUUCUGGACUUCCACGGGACAGUCCACUGGCUGGCCGGAGCUGACAACACCAACCAUGCCCACUACUCUGUAGAGAUACAAGCACUCAGUGAGUCAUGGUGGCAACCCGGUAACUGCAGCAACCCCGUUGCCAUGGCGUGCCCCCUGGACAUUCCACUGACCUGCCUUUUAAAGAAUUACAAUGUCAGAGUGAGGGCGGAGCUAGGAGAGCAGACGUCAGCCUGGAAAUACCUGGAAGCCACAGUACAGCCCUGGGCAGACACAGUGUUGAGUGCCCCAGUUCUGAAGUUGAAGGUGGAGAACCAGAGUGUAUUUGUGUCGCUGCGCCAUCCUUCUCAGAACAUCUUCAAACUCUACAACAUCACACUGCUGCAGAUCGCACAACAUCACAAUACCACGGUUCUAUCAGACGUUGAGUCGGGCUCAAAGAGAGAGUUCUCCCUCCUCCCUCCAGACCACACCUACUGCAUCUUGGCCUCAGCCAAUCACUACAGCCUACGCCGUCACAUGACUGGUGAGAGGUGUGUCAAACUGCCAGGUCAGCCAAGCCUGGUGGCCGUGACUGUGGGCGUGACUGUGGGCGUUCUGCUCCUGCUGCUGGCUGUUCUGAUUUGUCUGAUCGCUGUGAGACGCUACUUCCUGAGGAGCACAGACCCCCCUCCCACAGCUCUGGGUUUGUGUGUGCGUUCAGCAGGGUGCGUGAUGACUCCGGAGAAGGUGGGGUGUGUCCCAGUGAUGUGGGUAGAGCCAGAGAGCUGUGGGACUGCCCCCUCUGGUUACCAGGAUUACCUGCUGAGAGCCGUCGUUACAUUUCACCUUGACGACCGCCUGGAGACAGAUACCCUCCUACCACAUUCAGAUAUAGGAACCCCUCGAACAGUCACCCUACUGACCCUGUCUCCCUCCUCUCCCUCCUCUCCCUCCUCUCCCCCCCGCUCUGACUAUAGUCUGGCCUGGGACAGUGUAUCCAGCCAGAGCGACACAGGGACACACACAGACAGAACUACUAACAUAACUACAGACAUAACUAUGGACAUAACUACUGACAGAACUAUGGACAUAACUACUGACAGAACUAGAGACAGAACUAUGGACAUAACUACUAACAUAACUACAGACAGAACUACUAACAGAACUACUAACAUAACUACAGACAGAACUAUGGACAUAACUACUGACAUAACUACAGACAGAACUAUGGACAUAACUACUGACAGAACUACAGACAGAACUACUAACAUAACUACAGACAGAACUAUGGACAGAACUACUGACAUAACUACUAACAUAACUACUAACAUAACUACUGACAUAACUACAGACAGAACUAUGGACAGAACUACAGACAGAACUAUGGACAGAACUACAGACAGAUGGGACAGCAGGUCCCAGCAGUCUCCGGAUAGACAAUCUGACUGUAAGCUGUAUUCUCCUGAGUUAGAGGUCAGGGGUCAGGGGUUGGGUUUAGAGGUGCAUUCUCCUGGAGCCAGUCUCUGCUCCUUCAGUGAAUAUGAACCUCGCCCUGACCUCUAACCAGGGGUAAGGAUGGCUACUUGUGUUUCUGCUGCAUAUAUUCAUUGUUAUAGUAUUUACCUGUUUAUUUUGAGUUUAUUGUUUUUAGUUCUGCCUGUCUUUCCCACCAAGGACCAAUUGGUGUUGGAGCCGAACUCUUACCUUUAUGUUUGAUUAAUAUUUUCUAGGCUUUUUCAGAACUUUUACUUUGGAAUGAGCACGGUAACCCCUGUCCCUGGUCAGACGUGUUGACCCCUCAGGGGGGGACUGAGGACGCACUUCACCCUCAGGGGUGAACACACCCGAACCUCAGGGGGGGUCGAGGAGGUAAUGUUGUAGAUGUUGUAUAGGUGCAGCUGUAGAACCUUUUGAGGAUCUGAG